AUGGAAGAUGGUAGGGUUUUUGAAUCUGAUUUGGGGAAUACCCUUGUCAACAUUUCACCACUUUCUCACACCAUUGUUUCUAAUUUUGAGAUGGGUGUCCCCAAAAUCCUUUCUUCAGCUAGGGUUUUCACUACCAGUUCAAUCUACACAUUUACUACCAACAAAAUUGGUAGGCAUUGGCUAAGAUUGCACUUUUACCCUGUCAAUAACACCAGAUUUGACCUAAAUUCUGCUGUUUUUUCUGUAGAAGCAAACGGGAUUACAUUGAUCCAUGAGUUUUCAUUCUUUAGAGAUAAUCUCAGUUUCCCUCUUUUUAAAGAGUAUAUUAUUGAAGUCACUGGUUCCAAUUCAGGAAAACUGGUUCUGGGAUUGUUGCCAUGGGAUAACUCGAUUGCUUUCAUUAAUGGAAUCGAGAUCCUUUUUGUUCCUGAUAAGCAAUUUACCUCAAAAAUGCUUUCGAUUCCGUUGGGGUCUGUUCUUGAGCUUCCAACUCAUGUUGGUUUUGAGACAGUUUUCAGGCUUAACAUGGGUGGUCCAAAUUUAUCACCCAUUAAUGAUUCUUUAUGGAGAAAAUGGGGAUCAGAUGAAUCUUUUCUUGUUAAUCCAGCUGCUGCUCGUAAUGUUUCUGUAAACCCUAGUUCAAUUCGACACCACAAUGGGGUUUCGACAGACAUUGCUCCAAAUUCGGUUUAUGCCACUGCUCAAGAAAUGGCUGAUGCAAAUGUUAAUAACCAGAGGUUCAAUAUAUCGUGGCUGUUUGAAGUAGAACAAGGUUUUGCUUACUUUAUAAGAUUGCAUUUCUGUGAUAUCGUUGGAUCGAGAUUACAUGAAUUGGUGUUUGAUGUUUAUAUAAACAAUCAAUCGGCUAUCGAAUCGUUUGAUGUUUCAAGUAGGGCGAAAGGGUUAUCGUCUGCGUAUUUUGUUGAUUUCUUCACCAAUGUGUCAAUGGGUUCGAAUCGAAUCUUGGUUCAAGUUGGUCCUUCUCGCUUAGGGGGUUAUCUACCAACCGCGGUCUUGAACGGUUUGGAGAUCAUGAAAAUGAGCAAUCCUAGUGAUAGUCUUGAUGGGAGAUUGGCUGCAUAUCUUGAUUCGAAUGAGAUAAAAGACAGCAAGAAAAUGCGAAUGAUCAUCGUGAUCUCUUCGUGUUUAGGCGUCGGUUUUGUGCUUAUUUUACUUGUGCUAAUAGUGUUCACCGUUUUCUUGUGUUUUCGCCACAAAAAGAAGCCAAAAGAUGAUGAUGAUGAUGGUCCUGUAGCAUGGUCGCCUCUGCCAAUGUACGUAGGCAAUUCUGGAACGAAAUUCUCAUCAAACACUUUUGGUUCCACCACGGCUUCCCACAGUCUUAGUCAAAUCCUAUCGUUCUCGGAGGUUCGUGAUGCAACAAGAAACUUCGACAAGAGCCUGCUGCUAGGGUCAGGUGGGUUUGGAAAGGUCUACAAAGGCGUUCUUGAAAACGGGCUCGUGGUUGCCGUCAAAAGGGGGAACCCGCGAUCUCAGCAAGGUCUAGUCGAAUUCAAGACCGAAAUCGAGAUGCUAUCCAAGCUUCGACACCGACACUUGGUCUCCCUAAUCGGUUAUUGUGAAGAACAAAACGAAAUGAUCCUUGUUUACGAGUACAUGGCCGGCGGACCCCUGAGACAACAUCUAUACGGGUCUAACCUCCCCCCAUUGACAUGGAAACAGCGACUCGAAAUAGGCGUUGGUGCUGCAAAAGGGCUGCAUUAUCUUCAUACCGGUGUAGCCGAGACCAUCAUCCACCGCGAUGUCAAGACAACUAACAUCUUGUUGGAUGAGAAUCUUGAUGCCAAAGUUGCCGACUUCGGAUUGUCGAAAUUCGGUCCAAGUUUGAAUCAAACCCAUGUUAGCACGGCGGUGAAAGGCAGCUUCGGUUAUCUUGAUCCCGAAUACUUUCGCCGACAACAACUAACCGAAAAAUCGGAUGUUUAUUCAUUUGGAGUGGUGAUGUUAGAAAUGCUAUGUGCCAGGCCAGCCAUAAACCCUACUUUACCAAGAGAACAAGUGAAUAUAGCAGAAUGGGCUAUGAAUUGGCAAAAGAAAGGUGAAUUAGAGAAGAUCAUGGAUCCAGAUUUAAUGGGGUUUGUGAAUCUUGAAUCGUUAAGAAAAUACGGUGAAACUGCUCAGAAAUGUUUAAGUGAAAACGGGAAUGAAAGGCCAUCAAUGGGUGAUGUUCUGUGGAAUUUGGAGUAUGCUCUACAGUUGCAGGAGGUUGGUAAUGGAAGCGGUGGUGAUGUGGAUGGUAUUUCCGACAUCCCUGACCGGAUUCCAGAUGUGGAGAGUGUGCAUAGCAUCGAUAUCGAGACGGUGAGCGAUCUGGAGUCGAAUGGGACAUAG
Messenger RNA from Cynara cardunculus var. scolymus (artichoke), 2352 nucleotides. Its product is annotated as receptor-like protein kinase THESEUS 1. Gene Ontology annotation, molecular function: ATP binding; transmembrane receptor protein tyrosine kinase activity. The record is from RefSeq and is a predicted model, not a curated record. The coding region runs from base 1 to 2352 and encodes 783 amino acids. NCBI's taxonomy places the organism in Eukaryota, Viridiplantae, Streptophyta, Magnoliopsida, Asterales, Asteraceae. Gene Ontology annotation, cellular component: plasmodesma; plasma membrane. The transcript has a single exon. Gene Ontology annotation, biological process: protein autophosphorylation.